UCAACCUGAUCGGCUAUCGUAGCACUUUUGAUGCCAAGAAUAAGAUUAUCGCUACCUGGAAAAGGAUAAUUUUUUCUGCUAUUUUUUUACGCUACAGUCCUGACAAGUGAAUAAAAAAAUUCAACGGCUUCGCAUAUAUCUACAAUAUCUAAGAAUAGUAUUGCAGGAUACACUCGUCAUCCAAGUUCAUGUCUGUUUAAUUUGUCACUUGUUAGUUAAACCGAAAAAUGUAUCUACUGGCAAAGUGUGCUGCUGUCCUGCUGAUGACGGGCAUUUGUGCGGCCAGAGCGACGGAAAAGUGCACUCUUGCCAAUGUACGCGGAGUCGCAGCGUGCUCUUUUCCUUUGGCACUACGGUCAUUCACGUCGGACGGCCAGGAGCUGACAGAUGUUUCCCUAGUUACGGACACCGCACUCAGCAGCCUAUGCCAAAUCGCACGGGAGGUUGUUACUUGUGUUAAAGAAGUAUCACGACCCUGCAAGGAAGGAGCAAUGGCGGUACUGCACGAAGCCAUGGUCAAAGGCCUACCGCUGCUGGACAGGGCGUGCAAUAGGUCUACUUUUGGCAACACUGUACGCACUCUGCUUGGCUGUGUCAAAACACUCAAUCAAACCGAAGGAACGAAAUCGCUGGCAUGUGCUUAUAAAGCGACUAACCUAGCGUUCACGAACCCAGCCAAGGGAGAAGACGGCGAUAAUGACAUCAUCAAGAGUUUCUGCUGCAACGCCAAAGCGUUCAUGGAAUGCAGCGGAAAUGAAAUUGGGUUAUACUGUGAUCAAACACCACAGCAAAAGCUCAUCAGCAUCCGCGAUACACUCUUUGCGACGUUUCAGUGCAAUGGUGUACGCGGUGCAAAUUGUCCAGCUUGGCCACCGGGCCUUCCCAGGGCCCGGGAUCUGAAGUGGGAUUUGUCAUCGUUGAUGACGGAGGACAAAAACUGAUGAGAUAAAUGAUGGCUUCAGUCGACUUCCGAUUAAUACCUGUAUAUGGCAGAAACUCUUGUCAUCACUUGUAAACGUAUCUGUUCCCAAGGAAAGAGAAACAAACAACCUGCACCCAUUAUAUUUUUGUGUAAGAAUUUUAACAAGCCUUUCAUAAAUUUCUCAGCUGAAAAAUUGUGGGUAUCAGCUAUUAGAUGCGCGGUA
This is a messenger RNA of Paramacrobiotus metropolitanus, 1145 nucleotides long. RefSeq lists its product as uncharacterized. The record is from RefSeq and is a predicted model, not a curated record. The transcript is spliced from 3 exons. Lineage: Eukaryota; Metazoa; Tardigrada; Eutardigrada; Parachela; Macrobiotidae. The coding region runs from base 228 to 941 and encodes 237 amino acids.